GCUGCCUUUCAUAGGCUUCUCGCGGGGAGUCCCUCCUACCCUCCCACCCACCUUCCCCCCGUGAUGGCGGAGGACAGUGAGUCUGCCGCCAGCCAGCAAAGCCUCGAGCUGGACGACCAGGACACCUGCGGCAUCGACGGCGACAAUGAGGAAGAGACGGAGCACUCCAAAGGAAGUCCAGGAGGAGAAUUGGGAGCUAAAAAGAAGAAAAAGAAGCAGAAACGAAAAAAGGAGAAAACGAAUUCCGGAGGUACCAAAUCAGACUCUGCUUCUGACUCCCAGGAGAUUAAAAUUCAGCAGCCUUCAAAAAAUCCAGCCAUUCCGAUGCAGAAGCUACAGGACAUUCAGAGAGCCAUGGAGUUGCUCUCAGCCUGUCAGGGCCCAGCAAAGAAUAUUGAUGAAGCGACCAAACGUAAAUACCAGUUUUGGGACACACAGCCUGUGCCCAAGCUUAGUGAAGUUAUAACAUCCCAUGGUGCUAUUGAACCAGAUAAGGACAACAUUCGUCUAGAGCCAUAUUCCUUACCACAGGGUUUUACGUGGGACACGCUGGAUCUGAGCAAUGCUGAAGUUUUAAAAGAGUUGUAUAUGCUGUUAAAUGAAAAUUAUGUUGAAGAUGAUGAUAACAUGUUUAGAUUUGACUAUUCUCCAGAAUUUCUUUUGUGGGCCCUUAGACCGCCAGGUUGGCUUCCGCAGUGGCACUGUGGAGUCAGGGUAUCGUCCAAUAGGAAACUGGUAGGGUUCAUCAGUGCCAUUCCUGCACACAUUCGGAUUUAUGAUAGUGAGAAGAAAAUGGUAGAAAUUAAUUUUCUGUGUGUCCAUAAAAAACUACGAUCAAAGCGAGUAGCCCCAGUCCUGAUCCGUGAAAUAACCAGGAGAGUAAACUUGGAAGGGAUUUUUCAAGCUGUUUACACUGCAGGAGUGGUCCUUCCCAAACCUGUAGCAACUUGCAGAUACUGGCAUCGAUCGCUGAAUCCCAGAAAAUUGGUAGAGGUGAAAUUUUCUCACUUGAGCAGAAAUAUGACGUUACAGAGAACAAUGAAGCUCUACAGACUUCCUGAUGCCACAAAAACCUCAGGCUUGAGACCUAUGGAACGAAAAGAUAUCAAAGCAGUGCAAGAGCUGAUUAACAAUUACUUGAAGCAGUUCAACCUUGCUCCCAUUAUGGACGAGGAAGAAGUGGCCCACUGGUUCCUGCCUCAGGAUCAUAUUAUUGACACUUUCGUGGUCGAGAGUUCAGAUGGUGUUUUAACCGACUUCCUGAGUUUCUAUACGUUACCUUCAACCGUCAUGCACCACCCUGUUCAUAAAAGCCUCAAAGCAGCAUAUUCCUUCUACAAUGUUCACACAGAGACUCCUCUCUUGGAUCUAAUGAACGACGCACUCAUUAUAGCAAAGAUGAAAGGAUUUGAUGUGUUUAAUGCACUAGACUUGAUGGAAAACAAAACAUUCCUGGAAAAACUGAAAUUUGGUAUUGGAGAUGGCAACCUGCAGUAUUAUUUGUAUAACUGGAGAUGUCCUGGCAUGGAUUCUGAAAAGGUUGGUCUUGUAUUACAAUAAGGAGAAAGGACCCUUCUAUUUAUAGUUCUUGGAAGUCAUCAUCUGGGCUGAUGGAUACUCUUGGAUCAGUACAAUUCAAGAGGCGCAAAAGCACAAUCCCUGAUGAACUUAAAUCAGUCAGUCAAACCUUGGGGGAGGGGGAUACAAGAAGAAGUGAAGAUUUCUGUGCUCAACUAGCCCUUCAACUCUGAAUGGGAACAAAAAGGCUUAUGAACCUUUUACUGUUUGUCAAUGAGAAAGAAAUAAAGCACAUUUGUUUAAUUUUCAAUGCUUAGCUCGCAUCUUGAUGAAAAGGGUUCUUUUCUCUGUUUCCCUGCAUAAAAAUAAAAAGACUUUUUGUACAACAAUGCAGUUGCAGUGGUGGAAUAGAGUACAAAUACUUUACUGUAAUGUGACUGAACUGCUGCAUUUCUAUUUAUUAAGUGGUAGUGUAUGUUUAUCAAUGUAACAAAAUGAAGGAGCCGAUUUUGAGUAUUUCUGCUUAUUUUCAUGACGUGGAUGUCAUCAUCCCCAGGAGAAAAGCCUUGGGAAUAUGACUGUUUGUUAGGAAACCUGCAGAUAUUGGAUGUCUUUUGUAAUGUGGAGUGGUACAGAAAUAUGCUGGUUGGACUGGUACAUGUUUCUCCAUAAGCAAUGAUGCCAAAUCAAUAAAAGUACAAAUUUGUAUUUUGAUCUUCAAUAGAUCAGUGACUUGAUUAUAGUAUAGCACUACUGAGUGCAAGUGUUGAUAUGUUCCCUGAACUAUAGUAUUCUUUUCAUCUUACAGUUCCGAAAAAGAAAAUUUUACAGUUUUUGAUGGUACAGUAACAGCAGCCUGUACAUGAAACUGAGAAUGUUAGUACUGUUAUGAAGAUGUGUUAAGACUGAAUGUGUUUUAAGGCUUUUGCAGAAUUGCACAUAUUCCUUUUGUCUACUUGUUUUUUAAAAAAAACAUUUUAAACUGAAAAUAUGUUUGUGUAAAUACGUAAAUUUGUUGCUAGUAGUAGCAAUAUAAUUCUGGUUUUGGGGAACAGGGGGUUUCAUAGUACACAUUUGUAUUAUGUCCUUGCAAACACAUUUUUGGUUGGCAGCAAUAUGUGCCAAAAUGUCUUGGUUCAUAUCUUACGAUAAACCUUAAUAUGGUUUUGUUUGGCUUAGCAUGUUAUGCAAGUACAACCAACCAUAAUUUCCUUAAAUCAUAGCGUAGCAAAAUGCAUGAACCAGGUCAAGAUCUCUCUCCCUUUGGAUUAAUAGAAUUCAGUUUAGAAUAUGGCAAAGCACUGCACGUGCACCCAAGUUUUCAACUUGUUUAUAUAUAGACAAUUUGUCAACUAGUUGUUUUCACACAUCACAGUAAGCCAUGGUUUGUUGGAAAACUAGAGUCAGUCUGGCAGACAACAAAAAAUAUUCAUUUGGCCAAUUUUUGAGUGGUUUUGUUUCCUUUUUUAUUUAUUUUAGACCUAGUUAAUAGCCCUUCCCCAACUGGCAUUUUCCUGAUGCAUUGGACUGCAAUUUCCAGAAUCCCCCCCAUCAAUGUGGUCUUCAGAACUCUAGUCCAAUAUAUCUGGAAGCUGCCAAAUGGGAGAAGAUGGGGUAAGAGGUUUGAGAGACAAAAAAUAGGAUUGGAUCAAGAAACCUGCAAAUGCAUCACAUCUGUCAGUACACUCUUCAAUUAUACUUCCAAUCUAGAACUGGCUUAUUUAUAAAUCUUACACAUCGCUAUAAAUCAGUGACUUGAUAACACUACAGGAAUCCUGUUUGCUUCUCAUCAAGUAAGUUUAAUUGAUGAGAUUGUUUCUGCUAGAAUAACCCCAAAUGAAUACAGUAGUCUCAUUUGCACAUAGUGGUAAGCCCUAAUGUCAUUUGUUUGGUUUUGGCUGCAUGUGACGUGCCAACCCACCCAGGAUGGCUUGCCAUGCUGUGUGAACUGGCCAUCUGAAUUUUGAUAUUUCUUGAGUAAGUCUUUGUUUUUCCAUAUUUCAAAAUAACAUCUUGGUUCAAUCACAUGGGGGGGGAUUGCAGACGUUUAGCAGUGAUCUGAACAUUUUUUCAAGAUAGAUUCAUCAGGCACAAGAUUGCUGGAGAAAAAAUGUUGCCAAGCAUUGAUCCUAAUUUGCCAGAAACCUUGGUAGAUAUUAUGACAAGCAUAGUUUAACCAAAUAGCUGUAACCACUUUUGUAUGUUGCCUAUUUCAGAAAGAUCCAAUAGCAUAGCUUGGAACAAACGAGAUCACAUGGUAUCUUGUUGCUCCUAAAACAAAAACUCUUAAUUCAAUUGCUAAAUCUCAAGCUUGCACACUUCUAUUGUUAGACAGCAAAGAGAGGACUCUUGUACAGGUUUUUCCAAAUGCUGUUGCAUACAAACCAGGAAUUGUAGUUGCCAGAAACUCACAACCUAGCAUUAAUCCUGGAUUUUGCACUAGUUACAUCCUGUGCUUAAAAGUAACUUAACACCUUGUUAAUGUAUCCAGUCCUUGUUGCUAUGCUUCCUAUCCUGUUUUCCCCUCCAAUUUUCCUGUUUCUGCUAUCUGUACUACAGCAGCUUAUUGAAGGAAGUUUAUUCUGAACAAUAAUUUCAAUUACACAAUCAAGGCCAAUUACAAUGCUUGGAUUCAAUGCAUAUUUAUCCGAAGACGGUAAAGCUGUGUCCUCCACUUAGAAAUCUGCUUCUUUGGAUCUGUGAGCACCUCACAACCUAUUAAUCCAAAAGCCUCCAGUUUCAAAUGCCUCUCUCUUAAUGCAGGGAACAGAUCUGAUAUGCUAAAGGAAGUAUUUCUAUUAUUAAAAGCGAAAUGUGUCUGUGCUCAGUUCUGCAUGUCCUACUUGAUGAGAAUCACAACUGUUUAAGGGAAAAAUACUAAACAGACAAGUGCUGUGCUCAAAUGUGCAGCUAUUUUCAAUUACAUCUUAACAGUUCUUGAAUUUUAUUGGCACCAAUGAAUGUUUGAAUAAAUGUAUCACUUUCAUACUA
Candoia aspera is the source of this 4509-nucleotide messenger RNA. It is a transcript of the gene NMT2, whose product is annotated as N-myristoyltransferase 2. The record is from RefSeq and is a predicted model, not a curated record. Gene Ontology annotation, molecular function: glycylpeptide N-tetradecanoyltransferase activity. NCBI's taxonomy places the organism in Eukaryota, Metazoa, Chordata, Lepidosauria, Squamata, Candoiidae. The transcript is spliced from 12 exons. Bases 64 to 1560 code for a protein of 498 amino acids. Gene Ontology annotation, cellular component: cytoplasm. Gene Ontology annotation, biological process: N-terminal peptidyl-glycine N-myristoylation.